AUGGCGUCUCUUGUGACUAAAAACGGUUACAUUAUAUGCCAUUACAAAGAUCAAUACUUUUUACGAAAUGUUCGAAGAUUAGAUCUCCUUCUCCUGCCAGGUGGCGGAGAAGUAAAUCAAGGGAAAGAGAACGUGAACGUGAACGGGAUAGAGAAAGGGAUAGACGAAGACGGAGAUCUAGAGAUAGGAGAAGAAGAAGAUCAUUGGAAAGAGAUUCACAUCGAUACAGAGGAAGAAGCAGAAAGGUUGAAGAAUAAAGCUAAAAUUGCAGUCAAUGAAAGGCCAGUUAUAUCAGAAGCAGAUCUUCAAGGAAAAACUGAAGAUGAGCAAGAAAUGAUGAAAAUGAUGGGAUUUUGUAGUUUUGAUUCGACUAAAGGUAAAAAAGUUGCAGGGAAUGAUGCUGGUAGUGUUCAUGUCAUUUUAAAAAGAAAAUAUAGACAGUACAUGAAUAGAAAAGGUGGUUUCAACAGACCAUUAGAUUUUGUCGCCUAA
Messenger RNA from Pediculus humanus corporis (human body louse), 492 nucleotides. RefSeq lists its product as uncharacterized. The record is from RefSeq and is a predicted model, not a curated record. Gene Ontology annotation, biological process: RNA splicing. The transcript is spliced from 3 exons. Bases 1 to 492 code for a protein of 163 amino acids. NCBI's taxonomy places the organism in Eukaryota, Metazoa, Arthropoda, Insecta, Psocodea, Pediculidae. Gene Ontology annotation, cellular component: precatalytic spliceosome.